CUCGUCGUUGGGCUGUUUUCGCUUGAGGCCUCUGAGCUGGGCCAGGCGAGCCUUGCGGUCUUGCGCCGCGGCGCUGAGGUUGUUGAGCGACGACGACAUGCUGGGCGGGCCUUGUCGCGCGGCGGGCGGUGCGGUCGAAGAAAACCGUGAACUCGACGGUCGUCUGCGCAGAGGUGUCCACGGUCUUGGGAGGUUUGCGCGUUGGUGGGGCAAAACUGAGAGCCACCUCAGUUGAGCCUCCAUGCGUUUUACAGUGCGCUCAGUGGGUCACUCAUGGGUGGAGCGGCUGGAGCCCGUGUGCUGCGGCGCGGGUGCGGACGCCAGCGGUGGCCCCUGUAUCCGGGCGGGACGUCAAUUAUGGGUGCCGCAGAAUUAUUCGUCGCGACUUCCACAACUCCAACAUUCAACGGCCGACGUUCGCGGCCGCACCACAACUCUUUUCAAGCACCCCCGCGACUUCGCACGAUGAAGGCAGCCUCUAUCUGCCUGGAAGUGGAGCCCCUGAGAUGAUAACGGCUCAUUUCCCUCGCCAUGGCUUUCUGAGGCUGCCGCCUACCGUUCCAAAACUACACCAGACGUCUCCCGCGCAACAAGUGCGACACUUUAUAGGAUGGAGGCCCUGCCUCGCGCCUCGCGCGGCACAAGAGCUGGAUAUUGGGGGUCGGCAAUAUUGGAGAGAUUUAGGCGACAGCAAUGCGCAGGCGCCUACAGCAAGUCGCCCGCCUCCUAAGUUAUCGAAUCGACAUCCCGAUGACGAAGCUCAGUUCGCCGAACUGCCCCGAGACAACAAAUUCGCGUACACCACCGACUCAGGGGGUGCUACCGUUGACGGUAGCGCAGACCACAAAGGGCUCAGAACAAAAAGCCAAGGCCCGAGCCAGUCUCUUGGCCGCAAAAAAGGGCCAGCGGAUCGAAAGCCCAGUAUCAGUGAUAGUCGAGUACCUGUUGCGGCUAGGGAUUUUGCAAGGCUCGAUUUGUCGGGCCACGGCCGUUUAACGGCAGAGAGAUGGAGCCAAUUCAAAGAACAGCAACUCAUAUACAAACAAUGGGGAUACGUCCGUCACCAAUAUCCAAAAUCCGAGGUGGUUCAAGCCAGGAGGGACUUUAGAACCUGGAAGGUGAAGUUGCAGAAGGUCCUGGAGCCGAUCGAGCCUUCUUCGUGGCCGUGGCGUGAAGAAGGAGCCGUACUGUUCGAGCUAGAGUCAGCGGCAGCCAUGCGCAAAGUCUGGGAGUCUCUCGACGUGGAACAGCGACAACGCAAGUGGCCGUUGAUGAUGCUUUCAACAAUGCACCGCCGUCCAGAAAAGUCCAGGCUCGUCCUCGAAGCUACAUUGGACUCAUUGCCUCCUGGAUAUGCGAUACAUGAUGUCCUGCUCUUCGUCACGCGGCGGAUGAACCUCGAUGGCGUUAAAUCAUCGAGAGAACGGACAAUCGAGGCAGAGGAAGUGCUUCACCUCGUGAGCAAGGUCAUGGAGGAGACUCCGGCGGGGCAUGUCCCAUUCAGCCAGAGGACCUUUGGGCUGCUCGCCCAGAAACUCCCAGUUGAGCAAGUGGAGGAGCUCUACAGCAUCGUGGAGAGGACCGGGCACAGGAUGCACACCAACACCCUUCUUCAGUUUGCCCGAAAGCUGGCCACCGAUAUGGCUUACAAGGAGACUGCAUUUACCAUCCUCAAGAACCUUGCGGACGACGGGCUCGAUCUGAAUGACGUGAGGAUGGCGAGCGUCGUCACGAUCCUCCUGCACUGCAAGAACAACAGCGACAGCGUCUCGCAACAGAAGCAUCCCUUCUCUCCCAAGGAUGCUUUGCAGCAGCUGGUGGAACGAGGGUUUGCGCCGAACGUUGUGACAACCACGGCCCUGCUCGACACGCUCUGUCAGCAAGGCGAAGUCGAGGAAGCCAUUCGGCUGGCCCUCUUAUUCGCCGAGUGUGGCGUGCAGCUGGACACCAAGGCGUGGUCGACGGUGUUUCGCGGGGCAAAGAGCAGUCUCAAGGUGGUCAAUCUUGUCAAGGCACUCGACGUUGCGAGAGCAGCUGACGCGCCAUUCGUGGAUGUUUUGAACAACGCACUCCACAGCGUCUUUUACUUUGCAGAGAUGGAGUCCCGCGAGAAGAGACACCGCGCACCUAGGGCUCUCCCCAUCUUUAUGCCCAUGCUGCAGGUGUAUGCCAAGAAGUUUAAUCUCGAGCCACUGCAGUGGUGGCUUCCUGACUCGCUACCCUUGAUGCUCUCGCAGACGUGCUCAGGCAAAGAAAUCACGUCGCUCGAGGGCCAGCACCGUCGGACAUGGGACUUUCAAUACUCGGUACUGCCCGUCGUUGACAAGCUCUUCUCAGCCGGUGACGAAACGAAAGUGCAGGCCAACUCGACAACGGUCGCCAUAAUGUUGAGGGCGUACAUCAAGAGUCUGCAGCAACCUUACGACCUCAUGUCCUUCUACAGCUUUUUCAAGUCGAGACUGGAAGAGCAGGCGAAGAAGGAGGACUCCGCCAACCGGCUCAUCAAGAGUCAAGGUAGUCUGAUACACGACACGCUAAUAAUGGCCAUGACGGAACAUCGAGGCUUGUCGCGUCAGGCGCUUCAGGUCUUUGGCGACAUGCUAAAGGACAACCUCAAGGCAGAUCCCGCAGAGGGAGACAAGGCACACGUGCAGGACGGCAGCCGCGUGACGACGACGCCGAUCCACCCCACGCCAAGCGUGCUCACUUUCACGAUACUGCUGAGGGGGUUGAUGAAUGGCAGGGACAGGCUUCUCGCGCAGCAAGUGAUCAAGGUGAUGCAAGAGCACGGCGCGGAACCGAACCUGGUGACGUGGAACACGCUGGCCAAGGGGUACGCGUCGAUGCAGGACAUUGCGCGGACGGUGGCGACGCUGCAGGACAUGGAGGCGGCGGGCUUCAAGCCGGACGCGUUUACGUUCAAGGCGUUUGGGAAGCUGAGGGACCAGGUCAAGGCGCUCAAGAUGAUGGAGCACAUCAUCGACACGAAACGGAAGAAGAUGGCUAGCGAGGACAUGUAUCAAUAAGGGGCUCGGGGCGCAAGCGCACAUGACGAUACCACGGAUAUAGACUUCUUGUACAACGAAUCUCAACCCAUUUGCACGACGACGGGCGAUGGUGGCUGAAGUAUUCGUACCAAGUUGAUUGUGCCGCAGUUGGUUGGGGUGUGGG
This is a messenger RNA of Purpureocillium takamizusanense, 3171 nucleotides long. RefSeq lists its product as uncharacterized. The transcript has a single exon. Gene Ontology annotation, molecular function: protein binding. Bases 507 to 3026 code for a protein of 839 amino acids. The record is from RefSeq and is a predicted model, not a curated record. NCBI's taxonomy places the organism in Eukaryota, Fungi, Ascomycota, Sordariomycetes, Hypocreales, Ophiocordycipitaceae.